AUGGAUCAUCAACGAAUGGACGACUGGGAAACGCAGGUCUGGAAUGAGGACACUAUUGACCCCUCCUGGUUCUCCAACUUCCUGGCAACCGAUGCUAGCCAGGAUGCACCUAACCCUGCAUCUGGUGCGCCUGCCGCAUUCAGCGUCGACGACGACUUGGCAAUCGACCCGAACUUCCACGAUUUUACGUUCGAGGACACAUCACAGCCAAUGAGCACCGUAACUUCACCAAGCUAUCUGUUCGAUACAUUCCAACCGGCUGAGUUUCAUGAACGCCCACCAGCGCAACGGCAUCACACACUCCCUCGCCGUCGAAGCAAGUACUUUAUGCGUAGAUCAACUGGUACCGCCAGCCCGAUAGUGAUACCCAGUGGGAGUCCCCGACACGAAGAAGGUCAAUCAUUAGCUAUUCAGCGGUGGCGGAACUCGCCACCUGAAGACGAGGCUGCGUCACUGUCAGCCAUCUACCACGCCCUGGAAGACAGGCCCGUAGGUAUUUCUCCACGUAUCAGCCGACCGUCUAGUCGCGACGCAUUUCGCAAAUAUCGGGGACCUUCAUCAACGACCAGCCUCGACAGCGCUGCGAGUGAAUCUUCAUUGCGAUCCGUGAACUCGAGCCACUCGGCCACGUCACAGUCGAAGCGUCGCAGCCAGGCCACUAAAACGCGGAACAAGGGUAGAGUAAGGGGCAACAAAAUGAACGACCCAGAGCGCAUUUUCAAAUGUACAUUCUGUUGUGACACCUUCAAGCAUAAGUACGACUGGACACGCCACGAGAAAUCCCUGCAUUUGAACCUUGAAAGCUGGAUGUGUACGCCGCACGGAGCCUCUGUGGUGCUACCCCUAACCGGGAGAGUACAUUGCGCCUACUGUAGUGCACUAGACCCGACGCCUCAGCAUUUGCAGCAACACAACCACGCGGCAUGCACCGACGGCAACAAUACUCCCCGUAUCUUCCACCGAAAAGAUCACCUCACGCAGCAUCUUCGCCUAGUACAUGGACUUGAAACAUUACCUCUAAUCGACGACUGGAAGCUUGAGACCAUGCCAGUAAAAUCCCGUUGCGGCAUAUGCAAUAUAAAUAUGAAUAGCUGGGAUGAGCGAGCGGACCAUCUAGCUGCCCACUUUCGCGAGGGCAAGACUAUGGCCAAUUGGAAAGGCGAUCACUGCUUCGAGCCUGCUGUGGCCGCUCGCGUCAUCAACGCAUUUCCACCUUAUCUACUUGCCGAACAAGCCAAGACUGUCGUCCCUUUCUCAGCAACCAAUCCAGGUUCGAUCGAUCAUACAAAGCAGUUAGUCUCCCGCAUUCAACUUGAAGAGCUAGCGCCAGAGCCUUCUACAGAGACCGCACAUACACCUGAUCAACAAGCCUUUGAAGACUCCCUGGCGGCUCUUCGAGAAUUGUCAACACAACACGAUCAUGACUUCGCUACCGUUCUUACACGCCAUCUCAGUCGCUUUGCAAGACAGCAGAUGUUAUCAGGCAUUAUUCCAACGGACGAGAUGUUUCAACGCGAAUCGCGAAGAUUGUUAUACCAGGAUGCGGAUGAUGCGUGGAACCAAACAGUAGCUGAUAAUCCGAAUUGGCUACAGGACUUUCGUCGUCGUAGUGGGCUUGAAGGAAGCCCCAGUACAUGA
Molecule: messenger RNA, 1638 nt
Organism: Alternaria atra
Lineage: Eukaryota; Fungi; Ascomycota; Dothideomycetes; Pleosporales; Pleosporaceae
Exons: 1
Coding region: 1-1638 (545 amino acids)
Source: RefSeq, a predicted model, not a curated record